Molecule: messenger RNA, 1206 nt
Organism: Trichomonas vaginalis G3
Lineage: Eukaryota; Parabasalia; Trichomonadida; Trichomonadidae
Product: protein tyrosine/serine/threonine phosphatase protein
Exons: 1
Coding region: 1-1206 (401 amino acids)
Biological process (GO): microtubule cytoskeleton organization; positive regulation of cytokinesis; regulation of exit from mitosis
Source: RefSeq, a predicted model, not a curated record
AUGACUUUGAUACGAUCUGAGCUAGGAAUUACGAUUAUUCCUGGCAAAUUGUAUAUGCAUUGUCUUCAGGAAAAGCCAAAAGAUAAUAUUUGUGAUCAUUAUUUCAACUAUGAUGAAAUUCCAGCCUUAGUAUUCGAAGCAAUGUCUAGAGAAAACGGUCCUCCAUCACUUCAUCAAAUUACAGAAUUUAUUAAAGUUAUUAAAGAUAAAUUAACUAAAAUUAACAAACAAAUUCACAUAUGUGUCUCAUUAGCAGCCGAAUCACGUGUUAAUUGCAUGUUUCUUAUAUGUGCUAUGAUACUUCUCGAACGUGAUUUCAUAAAUAGCUUUUUAGGCCAGCAAAACAAUCAACAAUACGUCGCAAAAUGGGGAAAACCAAAACCAAGAAAAAUGCCAGACUAUGACGAUCCUAUUUCUAUAUUUAAAGAUGUAUAUCCACCAAUAGAAGAGUUUGAAGAUGCUACAGCUUCUCCAUUUACCAUUUCUUUGUCAGAUGCACUUAAUGGCUUCAUCAAGGGUGCAAAACUUGGAUGGUACUCCCAAACAAGUUUUGAUUCUGAAGUCUAUAACUUCUAUUUACAACCAGAAAAUGGCUUUAUGACCUGGAUUGUUCCAAAUCGUUUGCUGGUUUUAUCUGCACCAGGCGUCGCAGACUCUCCUCUUUUAUUUGAUAUGCUCCCUCUGUUCAGAAAAUGGCACAUUUACACAGUUGUUUCAUUUACUACAGAAUUACGAGGUGCUGAGGAUUUAACACGCAUUGGAAUAGAACAUCUUACAUUGGAUACUCCACAGGACUCACUUCCAUCCAUUUCUGACGUAAUUAAAUUUUGUGAUUUAUGCGACCAAGGUCAUCCAGUUGCCAUUUGCUCAUUAAAUGGACUUGGAAGAGGCCCCAUGUUUGGCGCUGCAUGGCUUAUAAGAAGAUUCGGCUUCCAUCCAAAAGAAGCAAUUGGAUGGAUCAGAUGCGUCAGACAAGGAUCAAUAUAUGGUGUCCAACAAGAUUUCUUGAUGAGAAUAGAUCGAUCUUUCAAUCCAGAUUCUGUCCAAACUGCACCAGCAAAAUCUGGUCCAACUUUAUCUCUUAAAUCAAGAAAAAAUCAGACAACAAGCAUCACAAGUAAACCACAAUCAAGACUUGGAACAGCUGGUAAAACAAUUUCUACAAUGAACUCUCCUUCCAAAAGAAAACCUGUAAUUGUAAUGUAA